Ictidomys tridecemlineatus (thirteen-lined ground squirrel) is the source of this 5046-nucleotide messenger RNA. The record is from RefSeq and is a predicted model, not a curated record. NCBI's taxonomy places the organism in Eukaryota, Metazoa, Chordata, Mammalia, Rodentia, Sciuridae.
GAGCCUGGAGGUGCGGGGCGGGCUCGGAGAGCGCUCGCGGGGCUGCUCUUGCGAGGGCAGCAGCGGCUGGAACUCGCUCUCUCUCUCCUUCCAUCCUCCUUCUUCCCUUGAUCGGCCCCAUCACCAAGCCAGGCCCCCCUCCCUUGCCGUCAUCACGUCCCCCUUCUCCCUUCUUGGCACUUUCCUUCCCUACCAUCCUUCUGGACAAACUUUGAUGGAGAAUUUCACACCACGCUGGAAAAAUGCCGGUUAUGAAAGGAUUACUGGCGCCCCAGAACACCUUCCUGGACACCAUCGCCACCCGUUUUGACGGAACACAUAGCAACUUUAUCCUCGCCAACGCCCAGGUGGCUAAAGGUUUCCCCAUAGUCUACUGUUCCGAUGGCUUCUGUGAGCUUGCUGGAUUUGCCCGAACUGAAGUCAUGCAGAAGAGUUGUAGCUGCAAGUUCUUAUUUGGUGCUGAAACCAAUGAGCAGCUGAUGCUUCAAAUAGAAAAAUCACUGGAGGAAAAAACAGAAUUCAAAGGAGAAAUUAUGUUCUACAAGAAGAACGGGUCUCCGUUUUGGUGCCUACUGGACAUCGUUCCUAUAAAGAAUGAGAAAGGAGAUGUGGUACUUUUUCUGGCCUCAUUCAAAGAUAUAACAGAUACAAAAGUGAAGAUUACUCCAGAAGAUAAAAAAGAAGACAAAGCCAAGGGAAGAUCAAGAGCAGGAUCCCACUUUGACUCAGCCCGGAGACGGAGCCGAGCUGUCCUUUAUCACAUCUCUGGGCACCUGCAAAGAAGAGAAAAGAACAAAUUGAAAAUAAAUAAUAAUGUUUUUGUAGAUAAACCAGCAUUUCCGGAGUAUAAAGUUUCCGAUGCAAAAAAGUCCAAAUUCAUACUUUUGCAUUUUAGCACUUUUAAAGCUGGCUGGGACUGGCUUAUCUUGUUGGCGACGUUUUAUGUUGCCGUGACUGUACCUUACAACGUCUGCUUUAUUGGCAACGAUGACCUGUCCACCACUCGCAGCACGACAGUCAGCGACAUAGCAGUGGAGAUCCUUUUUAUUAUAGAUAUUAUUUUAAAUUUCCGAACAACUUAUGUCAGCAAAUCUGGCCAAGUUAUUUUCGAAGCAAGAUCAAUUUGCAUCCACUACGUCACAACCUGGUUCAUCAUUGAUUUAAUUGCUGCCCUGCCCUUCGAUCUCCUGUACGCUUUCAACGUCACAGUGGUGUCUCUCGUGCAUCUCUUAAAGACUGUGCGGCUGCUGCGUCUUUUGCGUCUCCUGCAGAAGCUGGACCGGUACUCCCAACAUAGCACAAUCGUCCUGACUCUGCUCAUGUCCAUGUUUGCGCUCCUUGCCCACUGGAUGGCGUGUAUCUGGUAUGUCAUUGGAAAAAUGGAGAGGGAAGACAACAGCCUUCUGAAGUGGGAAGUUGGUUGGCUCCAUGAGUUGGGAAAGAGACUGGAAUCUCCCUACUAUGGCAACAAUACCUUGGGGGGCCCGUCCAUCCGAAGUGCCUAUAUCGCCGCUCUGUACUUCACUCUUAGCAGCCUCACCAGCGUGGGGUUUGGGAACGUCUCUGCUAACACAGAUGCAGAGAAGAUCUUCUCCAUCUGCACCAUGCUGAUUGGUGCCUUGAUGCACGCCUUGGUGUUUGGGAAUGUGACAGCAAUCAUACAGAGGAUGUAUUCCCGAUGGUCUCUCUAUCACACCAGAACUAAGGACCUGAAGGAUUUUAUCCGUGUUCACCACCUGCCCCAACAGCUCAAGCAGAGAAUGCUCGAGUAUUUUCAAACCACCUGGUCAGUCAACAACGGAAUAGAUUCAAAUGAGCUUCUGAAAGACUUUCCAGAUGAGCUGCGUUCUGACAUCACUAUGCACUUGAACAAGGAAAUCUUGCAGCUGUCCCUGUUUGAAUGUGCCAGCCGGGGCUGCCUCAGGUCUCUGUCUCUACACAUCAAGACCUCCUUCUGUGCUCCGGGGGAGUAUCUGCUGCGCCAAGGGGAUGCAUUGCAGGCCAUCUAUUUUGUGUGCUCGGGCUCCAUGGAGGUUCUUAAAGACAGCAUGGUGCUGGCUAUUCUUGGUAGGUCUGAGAGCUUUGAAGUGUUAGACCUUUACCCAGAAUACGCUCACAAAUUCGUGGAAGACAUUCAGCAUGACCUCACAUACAACCUUCGAGAAGGGCAUGAGAGUGAUGUGAUAUCAAGAUUAUCGAACAAAUCCACAGUCUCACAGUCAGAGCCCAAGGGAAAUGGCAGCAUCAACAAGAGACUCCCAUCCAUUGUGGAAGAUGAGGAAGAGGAAGAGGAGGGGGAGGAAGAGGAGACAGCCUCCCUCUCUCCCAUCUACACAAGGGGAUCCUCCUCUUCACGCAGCAAGAAGAUUGGAAGCAAUAAAAGCUAUCUAGGCCUAAGCUUAAAGCAGCUGGCCUCAGGAACUGUGCCAUUUCAUUCACCUAUAAGAGUCUCCAGUUCAAAUUCCCCCAAAUCCAAGCAAGAGACUGACCCCCUUAACCAUGGUAAAAGGAAAGAGAAGAACUUGAAAUUGCAGCUUUCCCCUUUGAAUAGUGCUGGACCCCCAGACCUCAGUCCAAGAAUUGUUGAUGGAAUUGAAGAUGGAAAUAGUAGUGAAGAAAGUCAGACUUUUGACUUUGGUUCUGAACGAAUCAGGCCAGAGUCCAGAAUUUCUCCUCCUCUUGGGGACCCAGAGAUUGGAGCUGCUGUUCUCUUCAUCAAAGCAGAAGAGACCAAACAGCAGAUAAACAAACUCAACAGUGAGGUAACAACGCUGACUCAGGAGGUCUCCCAGUUAGGUAAAGACAUGAAGAAUGUGAUGCAACUUCUGGAAAACGUCCUGUUACCUCAGCAGCCGUCAGGGCUUUGCUCUCUGCAUACCGCCUCUGUGUGUCCAUCCAGGGAGAGCUUGCAGACCAGGAUGAACUGGAGCAUGCACCAGCCUUGCCUACACUUGCAAACAGGUGGAGCGGCUUAUACCCAAGCACAACUUUGUCAUGGGAAUGUCACCUCUGAUAUUUGGAGUGUGGAUCCCUCCUCUGUGGGGAGCAGCCCCCAGCGAACUGGAGUUCAUGAGCAAAAUCCAGCAGACAGUGACCGUUAUCAUUCUCCAAACCUCGAUUAUUCACCUGCCCACUACCAGGUUGUCCAAGAAGGUCAUUUGCAAUUUUUAAGGUGCAUCUCUCCACAUUCAGAUACCACGCUAACCCCUUUGCAGUCUAUUUCGGCUACUCUCUCUUCCUCUGUCUGCUCCUCCUCCGAAACAUCUUUGCACCUGGUUCUCCCAAGCAGAUCCAGAUCGGAGGAGGGCAAUUUCAGUCAGGGACCUGUUAGUUCCUUCAGUCUGGAAAACUUACCAGGCUCUUGGGACCAAGAAGGAACAGCAUCAGCCUCUACCAAACCCUUGGAGAACUUUCCACUGGAAGUUGUCACAAGCACAGCGGAAGUGAAAGAUAACAAAGCCAUAAACGUAUGAUAUCAGCACACGAGACGCUGCAGCUGCCAUUUUGAGACCCACCACUGCAUGACAGCUUUAGUUUGCCUUUUCCACCUCUGGCAGGCAAAGUUGGGAAUCCUGCAGAGGAGUGCGUGAGGAGCCAGGGAAAGGCAGAGCCACCUCCAUACUGUAGCAAAUGAUUUCUAGAUCCUAGAAGCAUAAUACAAACAUUUUUCUGUACAGGUAUUAACUUCCUGGUCUGUUUGACAGACUUUGGUAAAAGUCCAAAGACCCCGAGGGUCUGAGCAGCUAGAAGUCCCAGACAAAGAAUUUGUGGAUUAGUUUUGUCCUAGGUGGCUUUUGUGAAGUGCAGCAAAGGUUUUUCCUGAGUGCCUGUUUGUCAUUCCUGAACAAUAUCCAUAGCGCUGUUGGCCUCGGGAGCGCACAGCUCCCGCUGAUCUAUUUUUCUUUUGGUGAAGGCAAAGGGACAAUUAUCACUGCAUGUCAUCUCCUAGACAAUCAGUCAAAUAGAGCUGGUGGCCAGUGGUUAGCUAUUCGCACGUUAUUUGCCAUGUAAAUGAAAACGUCUUUAUUUAUCAAAAAAAAAAAAGAAGCUAUUUUUAUAACCUUGGUAUGAAAUAUGUAUUUAAACUAUUUAAAAUAUUUAUAAAGAAAUGGAUGUUUUCUUUUCAUUUUGGUAAAAAAAAAAAACAAGCUUGCUGUUUUAACAAGAAAUGCACUACUGUUAUGUAUAGUAGAUCAAACAUUAUUUAUUAUUAAGAGGAUGUAGCUUCAAGAGGAAUCUCCCUUUUAUCUGCAUGCAACUUACAACAAAUGUAUCCUCAUACCUCUGGGUUACAAAAGAAAAGUGAGACCAUAUUUUAUUUACGAAAUAAAAAUGUAGACCGAGUGUCCACUCCAUGAGCUUUGGCUUGGUGGUAGAGAGGGCUCCAUCUAGUCUGCUGACUCAUGAUAAUGCCCUGAGUUAAGGCAGCCCCCAAGCGCCUGCAGAAACACCUCUCCUCCAGGUGUCAGACUUUGUAAUCCAGGAACCUGAAUUUGGUUUGCAGAAUAGGAGAUCACCAUCUACAUUGAGCCAGUUUGGGCUCAAAGUGAGGAUAAAAGCCUUGCGUGUGUCCUUUCCCUGUGGCUUUCUUUCCUGGGAGGCUGUGGUCUAGCAAACAUUUCCAAAUGGAGCCAAGACGUCCUAGCUAUGACUGCUAAGAGCGAUCCCAGCUUGCCUGGGGUCAAUGCCGGACCUGUUUUCUUUAAUGCUCCCAACAAAGCCCUAGCUCUGCAGAGCAUUUGUUGACAGUCCUAAUUGGCUGGGGAAGAGAAAAGUUCCAGAGAUUACACAGCCAGCAUCCUGUGUAGGUCUAGAACCCAGAAUGCUCCCUACCUCUCACACCCACCUACUGCAGACUCAAAUGCUGGACUUGGCAAUGAUUUAAACAUUCACUUAAGUUGUAUUUUAUGUUUAAGAACAUUUAAGGCUUGAUCAUCCCACACAUUUAUAAAAGACACAUUGAGUUCCGGAGUCCUCCUGUUUUUAUUUCCUGCCACAAAGAAUAAACAGUCUAAGAAUUGCAUCAUUAAAAAACAUCUAAACAAA